Durotheca rogersii is the source of this 2885-nucleotide messenger RNA. Its product is annotated as terpene synthase. Lineage: Eukaryota; Fungi; Ascomycota; Sordariomycetes; Xylariales; Xylariaceae. Gene Ontology annotation, biological process: triterpenoid biosynthetic process; ergosterol biosynthetic process. Gene Ontology annotation, molecular function: lanosterol synthase activity. The record is from RefSeq and is a predicted model, not a curated record. The transcript is spliced from 4 exons. Gene Ontology annotation, cellular component: lipid droplet. Bases 301 to 2601 code for a protein of 766 amino acids.
GUCGGCGUCAAGCUAGGUAUCGCUGUCCAGCUUCGUGCAAGGCAGUUUAAUUUUACGUUAGAUCCUAGCUUAUCUGCAGAAGAUUUGCUCAUCUCUAUUAACCAUAUCUCGUGCCGCAAUUGCGGUCCGCAUGCCAGCACCGCAACGUCUACCAGUGUAUGCCUCCAUACCUUCGCCAAGUUGUCUGAUGGUUGUAAUAUGCUGUAAGCGCAAGGCUUCCUGUCCCCCGUCUCUCUCACCUGCACCACCGACUUUCUCCUUGAUUGUCCUUCCGCCAUCCCCAACAGCGCCGCCUCGAAGAUGGUAACGACUCGAUCAGCCAAUACCAAGACGGCCCAUGGCACGGCACGGUCCAAUGGAUUCUCCCAUGGCUCUGCCAACGGUGAAUUGUCCCGGAAGCCGCCGGCAAAACGCGCCAGCGAGGAUAGCUUCGACACUGCGGCCAAGCGCCCGAAGCUCGAGGAGACGACAGACCUGACGCGAUGGCGCAUGCUGGACGAGAAGGGGCGCCAUACGUGGCACUACCUCGAGGACGACGAAGCGGCAGAGAGGUGGCCGCAGAGCUACGCGGACAAGUGGUAUCUGGGAUUGGAUCUAGGACUCCCUACCUUGCCCACCCCUAAGAAACCGCUCGACGCCGUCGUCAAUGGCUUGACAUUCUUCGAAAAGCUUCAAUUGCCGUCCGGUCAAUGGGGCUGCGAAUAUGGCGGUCCCAUGUUUCUACUUCCCGGCAUCGUCAUCACCUGGUACGCGACCAAGACGCCCAUCCCCUGGUACGUCGCUACCGAGAUCAAAAACUACCUCUUUGCGAGAGCGAACCCCGAGGACGGCGGGUGGGGUUUGCACACCGAGGGCGAGAGCACUGUGUUCGGGACUUCGUUGAACUACGCUGUCCUCCGGAUCGUCGGCGUCGACCCGGAACACCCGGCCAUGGUCAAAGCUCGGGCCACGCUGCAUAAGCUCGGGGGCGUUACCCACGCGCCUCAUUGGGCCAAGUUCUGGCUGAGCGUGCUCGGUGUUUGCAAGUGGGACAUCGUCAACCCCAUCCCCCCCGAGCUGUGGCUGCUUCCCGACUGGGUCCCCUUCGCGCCUUGGAGGUGGUGGAUUCACAUACGCCAGGUCUUCUUGGCCAUGGGCUACAUCUACGAGAAGAAAUGGUCUUGCGAGGAGACCGACGUCAUCCGAGCGUUGCGGCAGGAGCUGUUCGUCGAGCCGUGGGAGCAGGUGAACUGGGCCGGCCAUCGCAAUAGCAUAUGUCCCAUCGAUAACUACCAUCCCAAGUCUUGGCUUCUCAACACGGCCAAUUGGUUCCUUGUCAACGUUUGGGAUCCGUAUCUCCGCACCAAGGCCCUAGGCAAGAAAGCCGAGGAUUGGGUCAGCAAGCUCAUCGAUAUGGAAGACGUGAACACGGACUAUGCCGAUCUAGCCCCCGUCAAUGCCGCGAUGAACACGGUCGUGUGCUACAUUCGCGACGGACCGGGCUCGUAUUCGGUCCGGAGACAUAUCGAGAGGCUGGAGGACGCGAUGUGGGUGAAUAAGGAAGGCAUGUUUUGCAAUGGCACCAACGGCGUGCAAUGCUGGGACACGUCGUUCCUAGUCCAAGUCGCGACGGAUGCGGGACUAGAACGUGAUGCUCGGUGGAAGCCGAUGCUGACGAAAGCGUUGAAGUUCCUCGACGACCAGCAGAUACGCGAGAACUGCGAGGACCAAGCUGUUUGCUAUCGGCAGCAGCGCAAGGGUGCUUGGGCCUUCAGCACGAAGGAUCAAGGUUAUGCCGUGUGCGACUGCAUCUCCGAGGCGUUGAAGUCGGUCAUUCUCCUCCAAAGGACACCCGGUUACCCCCAACUCCUCGAAGAUCAGCGCAUAUUUGACGCCAUCGAUACGCUUCUCACGUACCAGAACAAGUCCGGGGCUUGCUCGUCGUACGAGCCUACUCGGGGAAGCGAACUACUAGAAAUGCUCAACGCGGCGGAGGUGUUCGGUAAGAUCAUGGUCGAGUACGACUACGUCGAGUGCACGACGGCGGUGGUCACCGCGCUCUCGCUGUUCCAGAAACAUUGGCCCAGCUACCGGUCGGAGGACAUCAAGGCCUUCGUCGGGCGGUCGCUGCGAGCGAUCAAGGCAUACCAGCGGCCGGACGGGUCAUGGUACGGCAACUGGGCCAUCUGUUUCACCUAUGCCACCAUGUUCGCCCUCGAGAGCUUGAAGAGCAUCGGCGAGACGUACAGCAACAGCUCCUACUCGAAGAAAGGCUGCGACUUCUUGAUUUCUAAGCAGAGGGAAGAUGGCGGGUGGUCGGAGAGCUACCGGGCCUGCGAGAAGGUGGUCUAUACCGAGCACCACACCGGCUCGCAAGUGGUAAUGACGGCCUGGGCGCUGAUAGCGCUGAUGCACGCCGACUACCCCGAUAUCGAGCCCCUCAGGAGAGGAAUCAAGCUCAUCAUGGACCGACAACAGCCCAACGGCGAAUGGAAACAAGAGGCCAUCGAAGGCGUGUUCAACAAGAGCUGCAUGAUUUCGUACCCGAACUACAAGUUCACUUUUACGAUGAAGGCGCUGGGCAUGUUUGCGAAGAAGUACCCGGACGAGACAGUGGUCUGACCUACGCCCAGCACGGAGGCCUCGGAACGAAGGAUACGAGCUUGCGGGUUCGGCGUGUGACGGUCCCACGAAGGACAGACGAACGGGAACGGUGGACAAGAUAGAAGCUAUAGCACACCUAAUGAUAAUAACAGCAACAAUUAGUUUUGCCUGCUGCUGACGGAGGAGAUGGAUGCCGACGAGAUGGGAUGCCCACGUAAGGAUUGAUUUUCCUUGGAUGUUACGUGUAACUCGUUUGUGCUUCGCGUCGGCGGCUGGUCUUCACCGCCUUCCGUUUUCAGGGG